Messenger RNA from Humulus lupulus (European hop), 1560 nucleotides. RefSeq names its product serine/threonine-protein kinase/endoribonuclease IRE1a-like. Bases 1 to 1395 code for a protein of 464 amino acids. Gene Ontology annotation, cellular component: IRE1-TRAF2-ASK1 complex. NCBI's taxonomy places the organism in Eukaryota, Viridiplantae, Streptophyta, Magnoliopsida, Rosales, Cannabaceae. Gene Ontology annotation, biological process: protein phosphorylation; mRNA processing; IRE1-mediated unfolded protein response. The record is from RefSeq and is a predicted model, not a curated record. The transcript has 6 exons. Gene Ontology annotation, molecular function: protein serine/threonine kinase activity; RNA endonuclease activity; ATP binding.
AUGGCCUCCUCAGCUGAUGAUCCAUCUCAUGCCAAGAAUAAUGGAGAUAAUUAUUCAGACCCUAAUUACAGAAUACAGAUUGGUAAGAAACUAGUUAUUUUCCCAAAUAAAAUUAUUGCUCUUGGGAGUAAUGGGAGCCUUGUGUGUGAGGGUAAAUACGACGAUAGAGAAGUUGUCGUAAAACGCCUCCUAAAGACUCACCACAAGGUUGCUACUAAAGAGAUCGAGACUCUUAAAAAAUCAGAUGAACAUGAGAAUAUUGUCCGAUAUUAUGGUGUGAAAUACGACCGUGAUUUCAUCUACAUAGUUCUUCAACGCUGUAUUUGCAAUUUGGCUGACUUGAUUUAUAUUUGUGAACAAUUCUAUGACUAUGAGAUGGUCAAUGGCGACGGUUCUGUCACAUCUGUAUCUGUAUCUCAGUCGGUAGGUAAUUUGGAAUCACUACCAAGUGUUUUUGAAGGUGUUAAACUUACCAAAGAUGGUCGUCCACUUCCUUUCUUAUUGAAACUAAUGAGGGAUAUUGUGAGUGGACUUGACCAUUUACAUGAAUUGGGUAUAAUUCAUGGAGAUUUGAAGCCUCAAAACAUUUUGAUAUUUAAAAAACCUAAUGGGAUUUUUUGUGCUAAGCUUUCUGAUAUGGGCAUAAGCAGACACCUUCCUCAUGACAUGUCUUCCUUGAGUCACCAUUCUUCUGGUUGUGGCACUACUGGUUGGCAAGCACCCGAACGUCUUCUUCAAGGUCGACAAACACGAGCAUUGGAUGUGUUUAGUUUAGCUUGCAUAUUCUGCUUCUGUAUCACCGGUGGGCGUAAACACCCUUUCGGUAAUACUUUAGAUCGUGAUGCCAACAUUGUCAAAAACAUGGUGAACUUGUCUUUCCUCAACAAAUUGCGGGAAGCUCAUAACCUAAUUUCUCAAUCACUAAAUCCCAAUCCAAAAUCGAGGCCAACAUCAGCCGAGGUGUUGUGCCAUCCAAUGUUGUGGGAUUCGAAGAAGAGGAUCUCUUUUAUAUGUGACACAAGCAAUAGAGCACAACUUGAUUUGAACUCUGAUUUUUCUAAAGCAUUGGAGGCCAUUGGACCAGAAGUUCUUGGUACAAAUUUGUAUGGGUAUGGAAGGAUGAAGGAUUGGGUCAAUUUUGUGGAUAAACAAAUAAUGACUCACUUGAAGAAGUUCAAAUAUAAGUCUUGGGUUUUUCUGGACUUAUUGCGACUUCAACGAAACUUGUUCUGCCACAUUGACCAACAUCCUAUUAUCAAAGAGUGGAUAGGACCGGAGGCUGAAGAUUUUGAUGGCUAUUUUACAAGUAAAUUCCCAAAGCUCUUUAUGGAAGUGUACAAAGUUGUAUACAAGUUCUUUGAAGAGGACCAACGCUUCAAGAAAUAUUUCGAAUAACAAGAAGAUAAACAUUUUGGUAUAUAACUCAUGUCAAUAUAUAUACAAAUUUAUAUAUAUAUAUAUAGAUAUAUAGUGUAGUCAAUAUGCUUUUGGUUUUCUCAAAUGUAUCUAUUAAAGUGCUUUGUGGGAAUUAAUGUAUGAUAUGGAAAAAAAAAAAAAAGU